AUGCCCACCACCUCAACCUCCACCUCACCCAACACCUCACAAUCAGACCAAACCUCCCUCACAACCACCUUUCCACACCCAAACUCACACCCACACCUACAAUUACCAGCAUCACCACCUCUCCUCAUCCCCUCCGCGCACCACGAAACAACCGAACUCCUCCAAACCCUCACGCACAUCCGCACGCACCUCCAUCGCGCCUCGCACCUCUACACUCAAAAAGCAGCAUUUCUCGACACCCCAGAGCGGCAAUGGAUUGAAACUACGAUCGCAGAUACCGCUGACGCAGUGCAUGCGUUAGCGGUGCUGGUUGAACCGGUGCGUGUGGAAUGGGAGGUCAGGAAUCAGCAUCAUCACAGUAAAAAGGGGAGUAAACGGGUGUCAAUGGGCUUGGGGACGCAGUUAAAGUGGCUGUGCAGGGAUGGACAGAGAGCGAAGGUACAGAGAGGACGGUUGCUGGUUUGCUAUUCGAGUUUGAUGGUGGUUUUGGAGAGGUUGAUGGGGGUGGGUUGUGAUGAGGGAGGGAAGUUAGAAGGGAGAGGGGGUGGUGAGGAGAUGGGGGUUGAGGUGGAGGUGCAGGAGUUGCCAGGGGAGGGAGCUGCUGGUGUUGGUGGUGGGGAGGUGAGUUUGGGGAUGAAGGGUAGCACAGGAGGAGGACUGGGGUUAGAUGUUGGGGAUGAGAUGCGGGAUUUGCUACGCUGGAGGCAGGCGAAGGGGAAAGAUACUUAG
Molecule: messenger RNA, 729 nt
Organism: Aspergillus welwitschiae
Lineage: Eukaryota; Fungi; Ascomycota; Eurotiomycetes; Eurotiales; Aspergillaceae
Exons: 1
Coding region: 1-729 (242 amino acids)
Source: RefSeq, a predicted model, not a curated record